Messenger RNA from Penicillium diatomitis, 219 nucleotides. RefSeq lists its product as uncharacterized. NCBI's taxonomy places the organism in Eukaryota, Fungi, Ascomycota, Eurotiomycetes, Eurotiales, Aspergillaceae. The record is from RefSeq and is a predicted model, not a curated record. The transcript has 2 exons. The coding region runs from base 1 to 219 and encodes 72 amino acids.
AUGCCGGUGCGUCUGGCUGCUUCACCUCAGAAACCUUCUACACCCAAGGCUCCACAUCAAGGUCGAUUUGAGAAGGGGCGCAACGGUGGUUCGUCACCAAAGCGGGACAAUCAGAUCUGGCUUGAAAUCUUGCAUGCUUCGAAGGAAUCCCUGGGGUUGACCCGCUUCUCCUCAGCCCCAACCAGUCCCGCCCGUCCCGCUCACGUCAUGCGGCCUUGA